Molecule: messenger RNA, 6406 nt
Organism: Pungitius pungitius (ninespine stickleback)
Lineage: Eukaryota; Metazoa; Chordata; Actinopteri; Perciformes; Gasterosteidae
Gene: fam13b
Product: family with sequence similarity 13 member B
Exons: 24
Coding region: 462-3626 (1054 amino acids)
Biological process (GO): signal transduction
Source: RefSeq, a predicted model, not a curated record
UGAGGGUGUGUGUGCGCGAGAGAGAGAGAGCGAGAGAGAGAGAGACUCGCUAAGCAACGACCUGCCAACGCGCAUCAGAGCCAGUCCGAGCAACAAAAAAAGAAAAACAGGAACCACGUUAAUCUCGAGUGCCUCUGCUAUGUUCCCGACGACAUUUCUGCUUCGUCUGCUGUGAUCUCUUGCAAGUUGCCAUCUCUCCGGACGUCGGCUCCAGCAGAAGAUCCAGACGUUGAUGCAUCUCGCUGCGCGUCGCUGUUAGUUUUGACCCGCUACAAGGAAAUCCUGCAAGAGGGAUUAGCGGUCCGUCAAUGAGGAACUACCGGCUCAUCUUCUGCCACAACCUGAAGCAGCCAUAGAUGGUUUGGUGGUCCACUGGCUAAGGGAAGAGCAGACAGGACACACUUUCACUGCUUCACGACGUGAGGUCUCGGCGGGGCUGUGGUGAGGAGGAGGAGGCGGCCAUGAGGAAGAGCGUGUCUCCGUUGCCAGGCAAUGAGGGCGGGAGCUCAGCCAGCACCACGCGUGUUUUUGGCGUUCCUUUGGAGGAGGUGACACGCACGCACGCCAUCAGUGGCCACGAGGUCCCUGCACUCGUGAAGCACAUCGUCGACUACAUCGAGGAGCACGGUCUUCUGGACCUGGAGGGGCUCUUCCUUGUUAACGGCAACGCAGAGCGCGUGGAUUGGCUGCGGCAGCGCUAUGACAGCGGCGAGGAGGUGGAGCUAGAGAAGGAGGCGGACCUGGCGUCAGCAGUCAGUCUGCUGCGUCUCUUCCUGCAGGAGCUCCCUGAGCCGGUGAUCCCGACGGCCAUACAAGGACACAUUCUACAGCUUCACCAAGAUUACAGCAAUGAAGAAGAUCUGUGCAGAAACCUGAAGUACCUGCUGCAGCAACUUCCCCAGCUCAACUACGGCCUGCUGCGCUUCCUGUGCCGCUUCCUGGCCAGCGUGGCCUCCCUCCAGCAGGAGAGCUGGGACAUCGGGACGCUGGCCGCUGUCUUCGGGCCCGACAUCUUCCAUCUGUCAUCCGAAGGAGAGGACCUGCGGGACCAGGAGUCUGUCAGCAGAGUGCUGGCGGAGCUGUUGGACAACCAAGAGGGCCUGUUUGACUCCGAGGAAGACGACGUCUCCACCACCAACGACUACAGCUCCAUCAACGAACAGAUCACAGAGCUGCUGGACGACGAGAAGUGCGAGACCGAAUGUGAAGAGCUGCCUCAGGACGGAGAGGAGGGUCCCGUCUCCUCCUCCGACUCACCACAACACACACUCGCCGACGACGACCCCGCCGCCAGUUCCCACCUCUCCUCCAUAUCCAUCCUGCCUGCUGACUCUGCAGAGAUAAUCCAGCGAACCAUCAGGGCCGCAGUGGAGCAGCACUUCUUUGAGCUGAAAACCUCCAUCGACACCAACUACGACGGCCGGGGAGUGAGUCCCAGUGAGCCAGCAGUCCAGAGUCGUCAUGGAGACGAGGCGCAACAAAGUGACCCCGAGGACAGCCCCUGCGACACAGAAGGGGAGACCCCGCUCACACCGAGCGAGCAGCUCAUACCGCAAAGCCACACGGACACACAGGAUUCCUUUGACUCUGGCGACGUCCUGGAGGAGAGCUCUGGAAUGGACCUGGAUGCAGAGCUCGUCACAGAUGCUGAGAACAACAUCAACACCGCCAGGCAGGACAAUCAACCCUGUGACAACAUGGCUGACACCAUAAGCUGUGAUCCGGAUUCGUGCCGCUGUGAUCAGAAUGCCAACGACAGCAAGACCAACAGGAACCACCUGUCGCCAUGCCAACCGAAAUCUGGCCCCAACCCUCAUCUGCAACUGUUCCCUGACAGCCAAUGGGAAGCGUCACCCCCCUCCCAUGUCCCUCCCAUAGACUUCUCAUGUAUGCAUCUGCAAAAAGAAGGCCAAGACCCCGUCCCCGCCUUCAAAUCCUGGCAGGACGACAGCGAGAGCGGAGAGGCUCAGCUCUCCCCGCUGGCCGGCCGCAUGGUCACCCUCCCCCCCCUGCUGCUGCUGGAGGAGGAGGGCGAGGAGGACGUGGGGGAGGGAGGGCAGGAAGCCUCCCGCUCCCACCCUCACCUGCCGGCGCGGCGCUUCCUCGACUUCGGAGCGCACGGCGCCCAGCGGUUCCUGCAGCAAGACCUGGACGCCACCUCCCCCACCAAAGCGCAGAGGCCGCGGCGAGCAUCGUUCGGCUCCAAAGAGGCAAUGAGAGGAGGCGAUUCCGUGACCCAUCAACUCACCAAGAAACUUCAGCACCUGAAGAAGAAAAUCAAGCAGUUUGAAGAGCAAUUUGAGAAUGAAAGGAACUAUAAGCCUUCUCACGGAGACAAGGCAGCGAACCCCAAAGUCCUCAAAUGGAUGACCGACCUCACAAAGAUCCGCAGGCAGAUUAAAGGACGCCAGCACCACCUUUUACCCAGAAGCACGCUGAGGCACCAGGCUUUGCUCCAUUCAUACAGACGCCACCACGCUCCCUCCUUCCCUCCUCCCCCCCCCUCCUCUAUCUGCUCACCUCCCCAUCACACACUCACCCCCCCGCUGCACCCCUACUCAGGCCUGAGCUCUAGACCGUGUCACCUCAACGCCAAACACCGAGCAGAGAGCGAGCUCGGGCCCCAGACCCGUCCUCGGAGCAACACCUUACCCAAGAGCUUCGGCUCCACGCUGGAGCAGGAGGCGAAGGGUCCGGGUCCCACCAGGGAGGAGACGCUGGAGCUGAUCCAGCACCGGGUCAAAGGGAAGCGGCAGGAGGACGGCUGGCCCGAUGACAUCAAGAAGAUGACCAAGGAGCAGCUGUCCAGUGAGAAGACUGUCCUUCAGAAGAACCUGCUGCACUACGAGGGCCUGCACGGUCGACCGGGGACCAGAGAGGAGCGUCUGGGGGUGAAGCCUCUCUACGACCGCUACCGGCUGGUCAAGCAGAUGCUCACCAGAGUCAGCAUCACACCGGUCACGGUGUCCCCCUCCAGUAAGAGGAGAAGUCAGACCCUGCAGCCAAUCAUCGAGGGAGAAACCGCUCAUUUCUGGGAGGAGAUCAAAGAGGAGGAGGAGGAGGAAGCGGAGGAGGGGCAGGAGGAGCGGAAAGAAGAAGAAGAAGGAGAAGAAGAAGGAGAAGGAAGGGAAGAACACAAGCAGCAGCAGCAGCAGGAAGAGGAGCGGGAGGAGGAGGAAGAAGAGGAGGACGAGGAGGAGGAAGGAGAAAGCAGCGGCGGGGAGAUGCAGAGCUCCGAGGUCAUCAUGGCCGUCGACCUGGUGACCUCGUCCCAGGGCUCGGGGAGGAGCCAGAACCAUGGCGACGGGCAGGGCGACUGUCCAAUGAGAGCCACGGCGGAGGAGGGGUCGGGGAAGCUGGCGCUCGACCUGCGGCUCUCCAGCUCCAACGCCUCGUCCAUGCCAGAGCUGCUGGAACAGCUGUGGAAGGCCAGAGCAGAGAAGAAGAAGCUGAGGAGGACCAUCCGAGAGUUCGAGGAGGAUUUCUAUCAGCAUAAUGGAAGAUAUGUGCAGAAGGAGGACCGGGUGCCGAUGCUGGAGGAGUACAGGGAGUACAAGAGGAUCAAGGCCAAACUCCGCCUGCUGGAGGUGCUCAUCAGCAAACAGGAUUCCUCCAAAUCCAUCUAGCCCCGCCCCCUCCGACACCAGCUGUCACCACACACAUCAGCCUCUCGCCAGUGCCUGGAGGACCCGCCCAGGACGCCAUGACCGGGUGAAACUAACGCAUCACAUGACUUUGCAGGAAGCGGAGACCCACACUUCAUGACCUCCAGCUGCUCCGCUGCAUUGAUGUCGUGGAGAAACGAGCAGAAGGACCCGCUGGUCCAGAGCCAUCGUUUUAACUAAAGCCCCCACCGAGUACUCCUCAACGAGUCCUCAGGAGGCUCAGGGUUAAGGAAGCUAGUUUACUUCUGACCAGUUCCACAGGAUGUCUGUUGUCUCCUGGCAGAUAGAAAAAACACCUUGUUUGCUUUCAAGAGCUUUAUCGGCCUAAUUCUCCAAAUCUUAACAAGAAAAAAGUAAAAGGACGUUUUUAGUUUGUGACACUUUGAUGGUUCUUUGUGCGUUGAUGGAUUAGCAGAUCUGUGCACAUUUUAAGCAUUUUUAUGACUUGAUCAGUUCAUUGAUUUUAGAGAUUUAUGAUCAUUUAUUAAUACUGAUUUCACGAGUUUGUUUGAAGCUCUGACUUGAAUACCUUUUCCCCAUGACAUGAAUGCAGCUCCACCCGUUAACCUAAAAUCACUCCGUCAGCCACAUCUGGUCCUCAGCUGCAGUUUGGAGACACGGAGACACAGGAAUCGUCUUCUCUGUGUUUUGACUCAUCUCAUCGUGUCACAGAAACAACAUUCAGACCUUUUCCUUUCAGGACCUUUUUUCAUGUUUCCUUCCUUUUGGGACAGCUCGAGGACACCCGUCACUUCAGACACUUUAUUUGGGACGUCUUAUUGUGUGAGGAGUCCCUCCGUGGCGCCAGGUGAUGGAUUCUUUUUGUUCUGGGACACUUGGCUCAGCAUUGUGGACGCUUCGCCCCCCCCUGACUGAUUUUAACCUUCAUUCAAAAUGAGUUUCCUCGUUUAAAAGAGAAGAAAAAAGGUGUAUAAUACAUACGUGUUUGUGGAUCUGUUUGUGAAAACCUGAUUGUCCGUUUUGUUUCUUUCUGUUCUGCGUCUUUUUCUUUUUGACAAUAUUUGUCGAAUAAGAACACAGCGUUAGAAGUUAGUUUUCCACGAGCUUCUCAGGUCGUUUUCCACUCAAACGUCUGAUGUCUGAUGUCACUUAAAGACGCUCAUAGGAAACAGUCGUACUCUGAAUAGAAGAUUUGAGGAUGCAGCCGAAUAGAUUUGUUCUGGACUUGUUUGCUGCAGGAGGGUUUGGAGGGUCCUAAGGGAUUCUGGGUAAUAAAAGCUGUGGACAGGAGCCAGUAUCUGGUGCGCUGAAGGCAUUUUGGUGACAGGAAGUGGACGCGUGACCUCGUUGGUGUCAUUGGGACCGUUACUGAGUAACUGAUUCAUCUCCCUCCUGCUUGGUCGUAUCACACACACACACACACGGUGGUUAGCGCGGGGAGGGGCGGGCUUUCAGUCAUUUCCUGCUGGCAGGUGAAGGGCGUGCGAGGAGGUUGGACCUCGUUGGUGUCGUGUGAUUUGGAGGGAAACGCUUCAGCAGCUUUUGGCUCGUGAGACGUUCAAUGCCAAUAAGACGAAGCAGCGCUGUGUGACCAUGUGAAAUCAAAGGCUCUGUCUUUCCAUCUUUUUAGUGUCAGUGACGCUUGAGGAGAGUACGUGGGGGGGGGGGGGGUUGAUGUAAAAAGAUGUUAUUUGCACAGCAUUCACAGAAUGCAGCUCUUUGUGUUUUCAUUUAUUUCUAAAAAUCAAGCACUACUUCUAUACAAAUAUAAAUAUAUAGUGUAAAUAAAAAAAAACACCUGAAGGAAUGAAUGUCAGAAUUGUUUAAAUUAUUUCAAACAUUACAUUUGAUCCCCUUUGGUUCAUAAUAUUUGUGAUGCCCCGAGAAUGUGUUUUUUAAUGAUAAAUAUUGCUAUAACUAUCAUAAGCAUUACUUGUGUGUUAUUAUAACCCUUUUGUAAGCGCAGCUGUAGAAGCAGUCCUGUAGUCAGCUUGCAUGGCCAAACCACCGUGUGAAGAACAUGUUUAUGAUUUGUGCCAUGAAGAAGCAGCAAUAAUAAAAGUUUUGCGUGGAGGUUUUACAGUGUUGGUUUGUGGGUAAAAGUGCAGGAUUUGACUGUGUGAAUAAUUGAGGUACAACACUAUUUUCUGUUGGUUUUUUAGCUCAACGCAGGUGUCGUCUGCUAAAUGUUCACGUUGCGCUGCUGAAAAACCAAAAUAAGAAUAAGAUUUUUAGGCGAAUAGGGAUUGAAAAGCCAGCCAGAUGUGUCGUAUCUGAAAACGUUUUAGUAUUUAUCGUCAAACGAUCAUCGCUGGAUUUGAUUGGCGCCUCAGUUCCUUUCUAACAUUUAUUUACAUUGUGCCUGCGACCGAGUGGUAAACGUUGUCGUGUGUCUUUGUGUGUACACAAUGUUCCCUCACACGCAUGCUUGUUACACACAUCUGGAAUUCACAGCACACACUUCUGUCAAAGAUGCAAAUGAUCUGACCUCCAACGUCACUUUGACUCCUUAAAUCUCAUCUGAAGGACAAAUGGUGACUUAUGGAUGGAAAUGAGAUACUUUGGCAUCUUUGAUAGUUUUGCUGUAAAUUCCUCUGAGCAGAGAUGAUUCCUGCAGGUCUUUACUGUUAAUACUGUUUAAUCACAUCAAUAUACUGUAUGCGUGUAUGUAUCUAUAAAUGUUUUCUUACUUUGAAUGAUUUGUUUGUUCAUUAACAAAAAGCCUGGGCAAAAUACAAUUAGUAACAAUUAUACCCGAAAAAUAAAAUUUACAAGCUUGC